Messenger RNA from Malaya genurostris, 3118 nucleotides. RefSeq lists its product as uncharacterized. The record is from RefSeq and is a predicted model, not a curated record. Gene Ontology annotation, molecular function: zinc ion binding. Bases 35 to 2962 code for a protein of 975 amino acids. Lineage: Eukaryota; Metazoa; Arthropoda; Insecta; Diptera; Culicidae. The transcript is spliced from 4 exons.
AAAAUUAUUCAUUGUUUUAUUUCAGAGCUGAAUAAUGUCAAUGACAGAAUCAGGGAUCGAAACUACUGUAGCCCCAGAAUGGCUUGUGAAACUGGAAAGUCGACGAGAACAAAUAAAAGCUAAAUUAGGUCAUGAAAGUGGAAAUGGUGCGCCAUGUGUUGUAUGUGGAAGCAAAUGUCCUGGGUUGGAUUUACACUUCUGGCGUAAGGUCUGCCGUAACUGUAAGUGCCGAAAGGAACAGCACGACUGCAAGGAUGACGAUGUGACAGGAUGGGCGCAAUUUGAAAUUUUGGGUGCGAUCCGGUCAAAGCCUGCUUAUAUACAAAUUUCAAAGUUUACUGAUAAACCCGUUCAGCUAGAUUGGAUCCCUCCAAAUGUAACUCCGGAGCUAGCAUCCGAUUAUAUGUGCAAACUUGGUCAACAGAACAUUCCCAUUGCUGGUAGUGAAGCAGCUGAAAAACGAAAACAACAACUCGAAUAUCAGGUCCCUCCGCACGAUUUAGAUGCCAGUUUAUGUCACAAUCUAUCUGAAAUCGAGGCAGCUCAGUUAGUUCAAUAUGUUGAAAAGAUUAAGAAAAAUUGUGUAGGACAAGGAAAUGUAGUUCGAGUAGGGGACAAUGUCAAACAUUUAACCUACACGGAAAAUGUCCAAAGUAUGCUACCUGCACAAGAAUCGAGAGUGAGAAAUGGACUUGUCAAACAAUUACUCUUCUCGGAACCGGUUAAAGCUAUCCUUUCCAAAAGCUCGUCAUUUACCGAUUGCCAUUUGUGCAUUCAGAAAGAACCAAUGGAGGCUGAUUUUUUGAUUAGCCCCUUAAUGUCCGAUAAAAUUAAGUACAAAUUGAAGUUAAUGAAAGUCAAUUCAGAAGCAAUUCGAAGUGCUGUUCAAAACGGUCCAGAUUUAGAUUUUAUUUUGAAAUCAUUGGACGUUAGUAGAGUGAGAUAUAAAGAUACCUGUAGCUUACUUGGUCCGCUUAACGAGUUCAGACAGGAAUACCUAAACAACGCUAAGUUUCAAAUGGAAAUCGAUAAAUUUGUGGCUGCUUCAUUCCCAACGGCUGAAUUGACAGGUGCUGAACAUGCAAUUUCUGAAAAUCCAUUCAACUCUCCUCUAGCACUCAGAAAUUUAGCACGUCAUGAUUUUCAACAACGUCAGGAAACACCAAUAAAGAAAUUACGGUUCGAACAAAAAUCAUUGCCGACAUUAUCCAAGGAAUGUCAAGCUGCUGUAAGGAAAGAUACUGUACUAGCGAGUAUUCUUAAUUCAGAGCCACUUAAAACUACUCUUCAUACUCCAUUAUAUGGAUCACAAUUGAUUAUAUCAAAGCAGCCUAUGUUUCCGGAUUUCAUAAGUAGUCCAUUCCUGUCACCUGCUUCUAAGUCACGACUGGAAGUGAUGAAGAUCAACUCCCAAACAAUACAAAGUGCUGUUCUAAAUGGUCCAUUUUAUGACGAAUUACUCACUAAGCUUAACAAUUGGGGAAUCAAUUAUGCCCAGGAUUCAAUACUGCAACCCAUAGAAGAAUUCCGCGACGAGUUUCUCAGUUAUGAUAGUGACAAUGAUUUUCAAAAAGAAAUAAUAGAUUUUAUCAAAAACUCAGAUUUGUCGUCGUUUGGAAUAAAUCCAUUACAGAUUCCGAAUGUAGCUGAUACCAGAAAAGCAGCUCAACUAUCGAAUCCAUUUUUAUCAGAAAUACUAUCUACCCCAAUGAUUCAAAAAGCUCUGAAUUCAAGAUUACAACCGGAUGGGCUUUUGCAGAUUUCCAACAAUCCUAUGGUUAAAGACUUUCAACAUUCAAAAAAAUUAACUCUUCCUACAAAAGCCAAACUUGAAAAAAUGAAAAUCGAUUGUAGAGCAAUCGAGAGUGCUGUUGUAUGUGGCCCUACCUACGACAAACUUUUCAAUCAGUUAAACAAAAACCAUGUGAAUUUCGCUUCUGAUUGUAUAUUAAACCCGAUCGCACAGUUUCGUACGGAAUAUCUUACCGAUGAUAACUUUAGGAGGGAGUUGGUGCGCUAUGUAUCCCACCCAGAAACAUGUUUGUUCGAUCCGGUUACAAUCGAACAUUCACCAUCUGAAAGUAGCCAACUAUCUAAACAAAUGUCUAGUAUGCAUAUUUCUCACAGCGAUGAUUCAGGAUUUGGAUCUAUUCCUCCAACUCCAAAUUAUUCCACUUACCCAGGAGUGCUCAGUCCGUCAGACGAAAAUAACUUGAAUGCCAAAGAAGGCAUGCUUACAUCCAUUCCAGCUAUACAGGAUAUGAAUAUGUACCCAGAAGUUCGACCAAGUCGAGUGAUGUCAACGAAUGCUAGUGAAUCAGUAAUCGAACCACUUUCUGUAGAUCAUACCGAGCACAAAUCUCCCAAGAAACAAACGGAAGAUAUCAUUUGUCGUGGUUGCAAACUAGUUAUCUCACUAGGUGAAGUUGCGGUUAAAGCGGAGCGUGCUGGCAAAAGUGCUGCUUGGCAUCCACAGUGCUUCAAGUGUCACAAAUGUGAAGAACUACUUGCCGAUCUGGUUUAUUUCUACCACGGUAAUAAAGUAUAUUGCGCUCGUGAUUUGGCAGACAUUCUCAAAAUUCCCCGCUGUUCUGCUUGUGAUGAGUUAAUUUUUACUAAAGAAUAUACGGCAGCGGAAGGAGCAACUUUUCACAUUAAACACUUUUGUUGUUAUCAUUGUGAUGCAGCCCUCGCUGGUCAACAGUAUGUUCCAGACGAGAAAUCCAAUAUGCCGCUUUGUCUAACAUGCUACGAUACAUAUUUCGCCAAAUCCUGCCAUUAUUGUCACGAAAUCAUUGGACCGGCAGAACAAGGAGUCGUGUGGGGUAAUAUCCAUUGGCACGGUUCGUGUUUCUUGUGUAGCGGAAAGGAAUGCGGUAAAUCGCUGAUUGGAGGAAGGUUUUGUGUGAAAAACGAGAAGCCUUUCUGCAGUAAUCAAUGCCUAAAAAGUGUAUUGGCAUGAGUUAGAGAUACGAUAUCAAACAAAAUAUGCACUUGGUGCAGUAAAAUUAUAACUAUAUUUGGAACGAGUCAAAUAAUAUUAAAUUUACACUAUAUUUCAAAUAAAAUAUAUUUAAAACUAUAGAUAAGAUAAAUGCGCGUUUUACAAUAUUUUUAU